GACUAGUAAAUAAUCCAUACCGAAAUGAAUGCCUGUGUACAAAGGCAGGUACUUCUAGUUAGGCCAAGUUCAGUCGCUGGUGCUGCUUUCAACUAAAACAUUAUGGGCAGGGACACUGGAGAACAUCAUCAGAGACUGCUGUAGACUCAAAGAGGCCUCCUCCACGUUCUGGAUCUCCAGCAGCUUCUACCAUUCCAGGCUGGAUCGGUCUUCAAAGCAGAGGCGAUGGCAUUCUAUCCCCUGCAGAUUGCUGGUCUGGUUCUUGGCUUCCUUGGCACGGUCGGGACUCUUGCCACAACCCUCCUGCCCCAGUGGAGGGUAUCGGCUUUCGUUGGCAGCAACAUCAUCGUUUUUGAAAGGCUCUGGGAAGGGCUCUGGAUGAACUGCGUCCGACAAGCCAAGGUCCGGCUGCAGUGCAAGUUCUACAGCUCUUUGUUGGCUCUCCCACCUGUCCUAGAGGCAGCCAGGGCCCUCAUGUGUGUCGCCGUCGCUCUCUCGCUCAUCGCUCUGCUUCUUGGCAUCUGCGGCAUGAAGCACAUCCGGUGCACGGGCUCCAACGAGAGGGCCAAAGCGUACCUUCUGGGGACCUCCGGGGCCCUCUUCAUCCUGACCGGCAUCUUCGUUCUGAUUCCUGUGUGCUGGACGGCCAACAUCAUCAUCAGGGAUUUCUACGACCCAACCAUCCACGUGGGGCAGAAACGAGAACUGGGAGCAGCCCUCUUCCUCGGCUGGGCCAGCACCGCCAUCAUCUUCAUCGGAGGUGGUUUGCUCUGCGGGUUCUGCUGUUGCAACAGAAAGAAGCCGAGACACCGAUACCCAGCCCCGGGAUACUGCGUGCCCCACGUGGAGAAGCGGAGGAACGUGACCUCCACCAGCUAUGUCUAGCACCUGCUUUGGGCUCCAACUGUGGAUUCCAAUCAGAGGUUUUUAUAGAGCCCUGCCAGACGCUGUAAGUACGUCGGGCGCGAGAACUGGCCUUAUGGCUUCAUUUCAAUGGAGAGGAAAGUCUAAACGGUAGAUAGAUCGUACUUGGUCACCCGUGGUAGGAAUAGAAAUGGCUUACUUUGGACAUUCUAACUCCAUAUGUAUUAAAUGCAUUUACUAUUAUGAGACACAAAUGAUCCCCGUUCCAAUUUGUGGAGUCGAAAAUCGAGUAUAUCCACAACGUUAGUAUAAUGAUAACCACUGUUUUUUUUUGUUUUGUUUUGUUUUGUUUUGUUUUGUUUGACAAUCAUGGAGCAUCUGCUAGGAAAUGCAAAUUUUAUUGCAAUUGAUAACGCACACCAGUAAAAAAUACUCUAAACCAUAACCCAAGUUAAUUUUCCUCCACAUUAUUUCUUAGACUAAUACAGUAACAAGUGAAAUGUGGACUUUCCUUUUUUAAACAAUUAAUCUGAAAAAUAGUAGAUCUGAAAUACGGAUAUUUUUAAAUGUUUAUUUAUUUUUGAGAGAGAGAAAGAGCAUGAGCAGAGGACAGGUGGAGAGAGAGGGAGACAUAGAAUCUGAAGGAGGCUCCAGGCUCUGAGC
Molecule: messenger RNA, 1527 nt
Organism: Felis catus (domestic cat)
Lineage: Eukaryota; Metazoa; Chordata; Mammalia; Carnivora; Felidae
Gene: CLDN17
Product: claudin 17
Exons: 1
Coding region: 226-885 (219 amino acids)
Biological process (GO): cell adhesion; bicellular tight junction assembly
Cellular component (GO): plasma membrane; bicellular tight junction
Molecular function (GO): structural molecule activity
Source: RefSeq, a predicted model, not a curated record